This is a messenger RNA of Staurois parvus, 340 nucleotides long. The record is from the annotation of a GenBank genome assembly. NCBI's taxonomy places the organism in Eukaryota, Metazoa, Chordata, Amphibia, Anura, Ranidae.
GACUGUGGAACAGUACAGAGAUGACCAGAGACUGCGGACACAGUACAUGACCAAGACUGCGGACAUAGUAACAGGGGAUGACCAUAAAGACUGCGGACACAGUACAGGAGACGACCAGAGACUGCAGACACAGUACAGGGGAUGACCAGAGACUGCGGACACGGUACAGGAGAUGACCAGAGACUGCGGACACAGUACAGGAGAUGACCGGAGACUGCGGACACAGUUACAGGGGAUGACCAGAGACUGCAGACACAGUACAGGAGAUGACCAUGGAGACUGCGGACACAGUACAGGGGAUGACCAGAGACUGCGGACACAGUACAGGGGAUGACCAGAG